Papilio machaon (common yellow swallowtail) is the source of this 1605-nucleotide messenger RNA. RefSeq lists its product as uncharacterized. The record is from RefSeq and is a predicted model, not a curated record. The coding region runs from base 126 to 1115 and encodes 329 amino acids. NCBI's taxonomy places the organism in Eukaryota, Metazoa, Arthropoda, Insecta, Lepidoptera, Papilionidae. The transcript has 2 exons.
AUUAAAAACAAGAAAAUCUACGAGGUAAAAAAUAUCGUGUCAAACUGGCUUGCCUCGGUGUCCUACGGCGAACUCGAGAAUAACCUGGAUUUAAAUCGGCUAAACUAAAAAAAGUGAUAACUUACAUGGACCAGUUAUCAUACUGUUAUGACGAGGAUAUGUUUAUGGCCAUUGAUGCCGAAUAUGGACCAAUUUCGAGUACUCAGCAAACCAUGUACAUAGAGCUUAAUUCUCAGCACCGUAGCGCCCUUCCAUGGUAUGCGUCGUCAGGGUGUACCGCAGCAUCUGCCCCCAGGAUGGUCUUGUGUCGUGAAACACUCGGCCCUGUGUUCUUACCAUUUUCUGUUGACCAGUGGGAAGUGCUUACGGUGGGCCGCAACGGCCACGACGUUGGGGAGGCCCUAGUCUCAAGCAUUUUGACUCCGUCUCUCAAAUACCACAUGCGUGACUGUCGUUCAGAAGACAAGGUCCUGGUCAUCAACCAGAAAAUGAACUCCAAGUCCGUCGCACAGAAAGCUUGGUCAGUUGACCCCGCUAUGUACCCUGACCCACCCAACUUUACUUUUUUAGUGAAACAGGUCGCUGGCGCGAACGAUCAAACGUCUGGAACAUCGAACACCCCAGACGUGGAGGAAAAGAAGGGGCUGGGCCCAACGCAGGCGGCACCAAUAGGGCAAAUCAUAAUGCCGGUGCAGCCGAAGACAGAAGCCACAUCCCCCACGGAGGAAAGCGUCCCAACAGAGACGAAAGGUACAGCGCCCGCAUCGAGCGGGACUGGCCAAGAAAAAAGGACAAUAAAGAUAGCUGAGAACCUGCGCAUGUCAGCCGACCUCCACGCCACAGCACACGCAGGUCUCGAAUCAUCUGUGGCAUCUCCGAGCCCCGGGACAUGGGAAUCUCCCGGUGUUAACGGUACCAGACUGACUAUUCCCGUGAUGACCGGCCGACUAGCCGAUAGGGGAGCGAGCCUUUAUAGCGUAAGUGUGGACGAUGAACUGAUCAAGGCACUAGAUGCCAUUGGUCCCUUCAAACCCAACGUCGACAAUUUGGGCUCAUUGGUUCGCUUCCGUGUUACAGUUCGAACAUUGGUUUCAAGUAAUGCUAUCGAGACUUGAGCCAAAAGCAGUGGUUGUCAUGGACAAUGCCAGCUACCACUCAAGAUGCCAGGAACAAAAUCCCAGUUACUAGUUGGAAAAAAAUAGAUAUUCAAGAAUGGCUUUCUUCAAAGCAAAAUUCUUUUGAGGCAAAGGAAACAAAAGUCCAGCUCUUGAAAAAGGUGAAAGAUGUCAAGAUUCAGUACCAAUCGUACGUGGUCGAUGAGCUGGCAAAAGCAGUUGGUGUGGAGGUAUUGAGAUUACCUCCGUACCAUUGCGAUUUGAAUCCCAUCGAACUAGUGUGGGCAGACGUCAAGGGGUAUGUGUCCCGAAAAAAUACAACAUUUAAAAUGAUGUUAAAAGCUGCUCCAGGCUUUAGGCAAAAUUUCAGCAAAAAAAUGGCAAAAUUACAUCAGUCUUAGCUUAAUUUUAUUUGCAGGUCCAAACACUACUAAAAAAGUAUUGAAUCGUAUAAAAUUGACCAAAAAAGAGCAUAAUUUAUACCAUAAAU